AAAAGCAUGUCAACAUGUCUCUAAAGGCUCGUCUAAACAAACAAGACAAACAAGUUCAAAACAGGAGCAAAACGACUCAUUGUAAAAGCUGAAUGUGAGGAUUCAUGUCAACACAUUAAAGGUGGUGUCUUCUUUGCUCCUCGCAGGGAGGACAUGAUCCGGGUCCUUCUGCUCGUCCUGACCUCUGUCUGUGGACGGUUCGCCAUGGAAACAGCUCCAGUCUUCUACCAGAUGGAGGAAAACGACCACAUCACUGUCUCCUGGGACAGUCACACCAACACUGACCUGUCGCUAACCAGCCUCAUUUGUCUUUCCCGGUUGGACGGCAUUAAGGUCUUAUACCAGAUGGUCCGAGGUCUGGAGGACCCAAAGUCGGUUCACAAGCAGUUCUCCAGACGGGUCCUGUUGGACAGAAACGCUCUGAAGGAAGGACGACUCCGCCUCCACCUGUUCCUACUCACAGCUGAAGACUCAGGGGAUUACUGGUGUGACCUCAUCGCUCAUUACAACAGGAAGACGAGGAAAUGGGGGAUCCAGGCCACCGUACAUUUUAUUCUGAACGUGACCCAGAACAUUUGUGAAAAGAUAAAAUCAAGUGAAGACAUGAGUCUUGAACCAGGCGCUACGUGGCAGCUGCCAGAACCACAGCAGACGCUCAUUUGGGUCGUGAUUUUACUACUGACAGCUGUAACUGGAGCAGUUGUGCUCAGGAGACAACGUGGCUCCAGAAGAGAAGUUCUCUACAAAUGGAGGAGAGAGGCGCCGGUGUAACAAGUCUCAUCAACGGAGCUGCUCCAGAUGUUGGAGGGACUUUGUCUGAGUCACUGAUCUGGGAUCUGAAAUCAAACAAGGACGUCGUAACAGUAAGAGAUUUAGAGACAUAAAAGUGUGAUGUGGUCAGAGGACUCAGGCAGUUAACUAGUGUUUCAUUAAGUGGAUGUUUUCAGUUUUCCUCCAUGCAGACAGUUACAGCAGUUGUACAUGUUCAUCAUGUGCUGUGAUGUAUUUCUAUCACAGGGUGGCGCCACCGAGCGUUGUUAGGUUAAACCAAUGAGUCUUUACAGCCAUGAAGCUCAUUUCACUCCUGAAUUUCACCGCAAUUUGAAUGUAAAAGUAGGUGCUCCAGACGCAGACUGGGACAGAUGUUUACAGGUUUAUCUUAAGUUGGCAGUUUGGGAAAUGUUACACAUUAUUUUUAUCUGAUGUUUAUUUGUUGUGAUUUAUUAAUGUUACAAUUGGCUUUGGUUUGUUCGACCUUGUUUUUGGCUCCAGUUUAAGGUCCAGACUUAAUAAAUGUUCUUUAACUGCUUCCUAAACACA
Molecule: messenger RNA, 1320 nt
Organism: Betta splendens (Siamese fighting fish)
Lineage: Eukaryota; Metazoa; Chordata; Actinopteri; Anabantiformes; Osphronemidae
Exons: 4
Coding region: 154-771 (205 amino acids)
Source: RefSeq, a predicted model, not a curated record